Molecule: messenger RNA, 3261 nt
Organism: Neurospora hispaniola
Lineage: Eukaryota; Fungi; Ascomycota; Sordariomycetes; Sordariales; Sordariaceae
Exons: 1
Coding region: 45-2969 (974 amino acids)
Biological process (GO): protein targeting to membrane
Cellular component (GO): nascent polypeptide-associated complex; cytoplasm
Source: RefSeq, a predicted model, not a curated record
CUACUGAUAGCGGUCGACGUGCUGUCAGGUCUGCCUAUGGCGCAAUGGAGGGAGGAGGAGGAGGAGGAGGAGGGUUAUCGGUCUCUCUACUAUUACCUGAGCCUCCGCAACCCGCGAUAGUAAGAGGACAAGCCGGAACAGGAGGAGGGUUCGUUGUGCAACACAGACAUACCAAGAGCGAGCCCCAGAGGAUCUUGAGGGUCAUGAACCCCAGCACUCCUACUAGCCUUGCUAGGCCUACUCCCAUACCUACAACGCAGUCAACCUCGACGAAGAACAGACAGGUAUCAACGGAUUCGACACUUUCCGAGAUCCUCAGAUCCACGGAGAAGAGGCUGCAGGAAGCCAGCACUAGCGGAGUGUCGCGGCGAAACCGAGCGACAAUACAAGUGGCAUCUGGUCCCCAUCGAGGACUGCCUCUGCACGUGGCUGAGAGACUCGAGGAAAGUCGCAGCCCUGGUCUUCGGCGAAGCGAGUCUCUCAAGGAAACUCGAGGGACUCGAGUAGAACAUCAACUCCCUGUCAUCAGUCCAUCAAGCAGUGGUCUAGUGGCGCCACUGACCCUUGUGCCUAAGUCAUCGGGACAGCAGCAGCAGCGGCCAGACUCGCGGGAAUCAUCGUCCUCGGAGCCAGAUAGUCUCCUCGCCGAGCCUGCCUACUCGGAGAUGCCGUCGGGACUGACGAGUCCAAGUCGGGUCUCAAGCAUAGCCGGUGCUUCGAGCGUUGCCGAGACAGAGAUUGAGAUGCUCCUCUUGACCGUGGAUGUGCCGUCGAACCGCAGUUCCAUGACCUCGACAGCAUCUCUUUCCACUAUUCACAGCGUGGACGAAUCAUCUGAAGGGGGCGCAAGAGUUUCAGUAGGGACUAAGACGCCAUCCCCAGACCGUGCUGCUAUGGUGGCAGGCACCGGAAGACCCGCGGUAACCUUACAGAUUUCCAUGGCUGACAGUGAGCGGUUCGCCUUGCCUGCUCCAUUGUCCGCUGUUGAUGCGUCUGCGCCCUCUCUACCCUCUGGAUCCUCUGCCCGGCCCUUCACGAGCUACGGGUGUCCUGUACCCAGACCUCUUUCAACAAGAUCCCAGGGCGAAACCGAGAGCAACAGGAGAUCGUUCGUACGGAAGUCCAUCAUAGCACAAGAACCAAUUGGCCCUAUGCCCUCAAUGCCCACUAGGCUAUUGCCUUGUCCAGGAGUACCUUCCGGCAAGAACUGUGUGAUUGCCCAAACCAGCUGUGGCACAUGGCACACCACAAUGGCCGAUCCCUUUCAGGUACCAGUCAGCCCAACUUCUAUUCAAGCAUCGACAGACUCUGCGAGUCCGACAUCAUCCUCGGGUUCCAUGGCAUCAAGGGAGACUCCCAGAGGGCUUCGCUCUCCACCCAACAAGAGCACCACAUACAACAACACGCUGUUGAAUUCGAUAGUUCUCCCACCGCCAACACAACACAGAUAUGUUGAUGCCAAGAACGUGGUGGCAGAGAUCAAACCACCAGCCAGGUCAGGGAUCGUUCAAACACCAGAGCGAGAGCGUCGCUGGCCCUUUAUAAACGCACAUACCGCUGCACACGACAAUGAUGCAUGUCAGCCGCCCUCGCCAACACCGCGCUCGGGCUCGCGCUUGUCCCGGCAACUGUCACUACAACAACGCAAAGCUAGUGAAUCAUCGUCCAUAUACUCGCAAGACAUUGCGGCCAACGAAGCCUUCAGCCCAGCACCAGUACCGACAUUCACGAUUCUCAGACCAUCCAGUCCCACCCGGACAUCCCUCCCGCCGUCGCCAACCACGGUAGGACUAGCAGCAGCGCAAGCUCUCAACGCCGCCAACUUCCAGAGGAACUCGAUCCUCUUUGCGGGAUCCCAGCAGCAGACCCCCUCUUGCCGCACUUCGCGUACGAUCAAACCCAAUAGAGCGUCGGUACUAGCAGCGCAGCGAGACCUCGACGACGAGGUUGGAGAUGAUGAGGGUAACAAAGGAAAUACAGCAGCCAUGACGCCAAAAGCCAGCCCCAUAGCCUCCACCAUUGCCCAGCUUCGACGCAUGAACAGCGUCCUCAGCACCGCCUCCAGCGUAAGCAGCAUUAAUACCGACGUCCCUGACGGUGGCGGCAAUGGCUAUCCGAGCAGAAGGAAUAGUAGAGUGGGAGUAUCAGCCAGCCCGACGCAAUCGGCACUGAGAGGCGGUGGAUUCAACCCCAAUCCGAGACGGGAUAGCCAUCAAAGUUAUGGCCAUCGGCGAAGUGGGAGCAGGAACUACUUGUUUGCGCUGAGCGGCGGUGCUGGAGCCGUACCGUCGACGCCAACAACACCGAAGGUCGUGAAAAGAACAAGCGGUAGCGGAGGCGGAAGUGGUGGUAGGGUGCGCCUGAAUCCAUCAGGGCAGGCGAUAGGGCACUCACGGACCGGUUUGGAAUCAGGAUCAGGAAUAGGAAGGAUGGUGUCGAUAUCUCGAUCUGGAUCGCCCAAGAGGAUAACGUUGACGCCGGGACACCACCGAAGCCUGGGAAGUGAUUGCGGUGGUAGCAGCGUGAUUGGGAGUUCUGGCCUAAUUAACGCCAACAUUUUGAAGAACAGGUUUCAGUUCGACGACCACGACGAUGAUGACAAUAAUAAUAACAAAGGCAAAAGAGCCAGUAAUGGUAAUGGCAUUACCAAGAAGCAGAACAGCAGUGACUUUCUGGUGGGCGCAAAGAACGAUGAGGGCAAAGAAGAGGAGAGUAAGAGGAAGCUUCCCGUUAGAUUUACGUUGCCAAAUUCUUCCCCGGCCACUAUUAGGUUGACGCCAAAUUCUCCCCCGUCAUCGCCGUCGCAGAGGUCGAAGCAGGUUCAGACGGGCAUGGUGUACGUGACACCGAAGGGAAAACGUUGGAGACAAAGCAAUGAGAGUCUGGGGCUUUAUGACCGGGAUGGCUUUUUGAUCAAUUCGCAUGGUCAGCCUCCUCCUGGGGCAAGCUCGAGCUCGGUGCGCGCUUGACGGUAACGGGCAAUUGAAGAUAAGGGUGUGAUGAAUAAGGGCGUAUUCGGGGGAUAAUUGUUGGUGUAAUUGAUGGCGGCGUUUCUUUCUUGUUUCUAUUUGAGAUGGCAUUUUAUUUGUGCUUGUUUGCCGAACAAAGUUGGCGCGUUUUCUCAUUUGUAUGGUAUUUAAAAUUUAGCCAAGCUUAUGGCGAAUACUUUGACCGAUGGCAAAUUGAUUGAACCAAGACAAGAAUUGAAUGAGUACGGAGCUGUCACUGAUUGAGUAAUGAUGGUUCAAGGUGAAGUUGCCA